CACAACACUGUACUGUACUAGUAGUGGCAGGCAGCAGCAGCCAACAACACGAGUGUGCUCCCUUCAGUUUCUGCUCUGUGCAUAAACUGAUCAUUUAUCUUCAAUCAUGGCCGCCGGAGUACUACAAAUCUAACUUGCUUCUUUCCAUCUCCUGUCCCCCCACGAGGGCAGGAUUCCGGUUAAGGAAAUACAAAUAUUAUUCCCCUCGGAGAUUUUCGGAUUUCCUUUUGGAAUUACAAUAUAUUUCACAAGGGAAAUACCAUUCAUGUCAAUACUCCACAAUGCAGCCGCCGCCGAGGAAGGUCAAAGUGACCCAGGAGCUGAAGAACACCCACACAGAGCAGAUGACAAGACUGCACUUUAAACACCAGACUGAAUGUGACCUGCUGGAAGACAUGAGGAGCUACAGUCUGAAAAAGGGACAACUAGAAAGAGACUACGCACAGGCACUACAGAAGUUAGCAAGUCAGUACUUAAAAAGAGACUGGCCAGGCAUUGACCCUGAUGACCAGAGGACAGACUAUAGGAAUGUAUACGCUGUGUGGAGAUCCUAUUUAGAAGGCACAGUGCAGGUGAGCCAGUCCAGACUCAACGUGUGUGACAACUACAAGAGCCAAGUAUCAGAGCCCGCCAAGACCUUGAGACUGUACAAAGAGCAGCAGCUAAAAAAGACCAUAGAUCAAUUGAGUGGCAUUCAAGCAGAGCUGCAGGACUCUGUGAAGGAACUGGCCAAAGCCAAGAAAAAAUACUAUGACUGCGAGCAGGUUGCCCAUGCAGUACGGGAAAAGGCUGAUAUAGAGGCCAAGUCUAAACUGGGACUUUUUCAGUCAAGAAUUAGUUUACAAAAAGCAAGUGUAAAGUUAAAAGCCAAAAGAAGUGACUGCAACUCCAAAGCAACACAGGCCAGAAAUGACUACUUACUGACGCUAGCUGCUGCCAACGCUCACCAAGACCGAUACUACCAUACAGACCUUUUACAGUGUAUACAGGCCUUGGAUGGCAGCAUCUACGAGCAUGCUAAAGAUUACCUGGUUUCACUUUGUCGGACUGAACUAGAAGCCUCUCAAGCCACACACAACACAUAUCAGUUUCUUCUUGACAAAUCCACCAGGCUAAUACAAGAAUACAACCAGCAGUUAUUCAUGCAGGAGAACCCCGUAUUCCACAAAGCACAAGACUUCCAGUUCCAGCCCAGUGAAUAUGACACGAGCCGCCAGCUGGAGUCCGAGACGGGGACCACGGAGGAGCACAGUCUGAACAAAGAGGCCAGGAAGUGGGCCACUAGGGUCGCCCGGGAACACAAGAAUAUUAUACACUACAAGAAAUCUUUAGAGGACUGUGAGAGCCACGGGCUGCCCACGACAGAGCAGGGCAGAGCUGACCUGGAGCUGAAAAUUGAAGACACCAAAGAAAGCAUUCGCAAAUCAGAGACCAUUAAGUUAAAAGCUGAAGCGCGACUGGACCUCCUGCGGCAGGUUGGUGUGGCAGUGGACACCUGGCUGAAGAGUGCUAUGAACCAGGUGAUGGAAGAACUGGAGAAUGAACGUUGGGCAAACUUCACUUCCCAUGAUCCCUCACUUUCGGGCACAGUGGACCUAGAGCGAGAGGACGGUGAAGAGUGUGAAGAAAACAUGGAAGUGUUUGAUGACAGCAGCUCCAGUCCCUCGGGAACACUUCGCAACUACCCACUCACCUGCAAAGUACUCUACUCAUACAAGGCCUCACAGCCAGAUGAACUGACCAUCGAUGAACAGGAGAUGUUGGAGGUCAUUGAGGACGGGGACAUGGAAGACUGGGUCAAGGCUCGCAAUAAAACAGGCAAAGUGGGCUAUGUCCCAGAGAAGUACCUGCAGUUCCCCGCCUCCAACAGUCUCCUGAGCAUGCUCCAAUCCCUGGCCACACUCGAUGCCCGUUCUCACACCUCAUCUAACUCAACGGAACCGGAGCUUCACUUGGGAUGCAUCAAUGGAGACACAAACACGGUUUAUGUGCGUGCACUUUAUGACUACGAGGGACAGGCAGACGAGGAGCUGUCGUUUUCAGAGGGAGCAGUGAUUCGGCUUUUGAACCGCGACACACAGACAGACGAUGGCUUCUGGGAGGGCGAGCUGAAUGGAAGGGUGGGCGUGUUCCCCUCUGUCCUGGUGGAGGAUGUAAAUGAGAACGGAGAACACAGUGGAAGUGGACUGGGGGACAUACAGAUUUCCCCAUGUGCAAAAAUGCCAUCUUGCCUGCCUCCUCUUCCGUUGUACGAUCAACCUCCCAUCAGCCCUUUCACCAGCCCUGAGACCUCAACUCCGCCUCCACUACCACGCUCACCAUCUACUGCCCUCAACGGAGAACACAAGCCCCCGCUGCCUGCCUCGUCACAUAAGGGAGCUCUAUCCUCCCACAAUCAAAGUUCUGGCCGGAGUCCAGUAUCUCCAGGAUUUCCUCAGACUCAGCCGCUUCGCUUUACAUCUGAAGGCGGCCCGGGCAAAUUACGACCAGUGCGUGCUGCUCCACCUCCCCCCAAACAACACGCCCGGCGACAGCAGGACAAGAGCGACAAAACAGAAGAGGUGGAGAUCACGCUGGUCUGACAGACUAUACACACAACAAACAAAACCGAUAUGUUGGGACCUACAAUAAAAUAACUAAAUCUUCUCUCUUGAGCUGAUGAGAGCAGCGGACAGUUCCAUCUUUCAAAUAUACCUUCUUCAGUGCAGAAGUAGCCUCCCCCUGUCUCUACCUUCUCUCUCUCCUUUUGUUCUUGCCUUAAAACAUUACCUCGUGGGGCAGCAAAACUCAGCAUACUGAAGACAAGACGGAAGACUUGAAUAAUGAAGGAACGUACUGAAACCAGUGUGGCUCCCUCACCAUAUUAUAUACAGUAGUCCGUAUGUACUCAAUGUAUUAGUACAAACCAUAACUGUCAUAGGAAUGUUAUACACAGCGUUUCAUAUACACAAAUGGGAUGUCCAAUAUGUACUUUUCUCAUACAUUUACAGGGCAUUUGUAAAUAUGUUAAAGGGGAGUCGUCACUCUAGGGGUAGGGGGAAGAGGAAGGCUGGAUCCUUCCUUGUCCUCUCUACCUUUGCCUUUUGAUCCGAGCUCAUUAUUUCUCCUUGUGUGAAUCGUUGGUGGCCAUAUAAAUGCAUACACAGCAUUACAGCAUUACAUGUUUAUGAAAGGAUAUUAUAUCAAAGAUACUCAAAUGUUUGGCAGUGUGGGUAUUAAUACAAAGAAAUAUUUAAAAUUAAUGCUUGGAGGCCGGUGAUUGGUAUUUUUGAGAUCAGAUUUACAUGUAAAGCUUUUGUACAUCUUCAAAUACAUUUCAUUUAUCGUAAGACAGUCUGUGUUCAAUAUAUCCAGAGAUUUCUUACAUGUGUUUUUAUACAACUAAACUAUACAAUAGUAACAAUGCAUCAAGCUUAAAACAAAAGCAAAAGACAUUCAAAUGGCGCAAGUACAAUUCUGACAUUUUUCUCCUUUUUCUCUUGAAGCCUUUAAGCUCCCUACCUACAAGGGCAGUGUAGCACUUUUAAUUUAUUUAUUUGUAACUCCUGUAAAAGUAGCAUUACUAUGACAGAGCAUAAGAAUACACAGAACAUAAUUAUGGCGUCUCUUGAAGUCCUUCUGUGGUCCUUAUGUUGUUCCUUUUGUUGAUCUUUUAGUUUCAGUGUGACUGAUCAUUUUUAUAUCUUCUACUCUUGUGAAGAGAGUGAGAUCGUGUAUGGUGUAAUUUGGUGUUUUCCUAAACGUGUAAGAACAAACAAAUUGACCAUUAAGAAUUCCUCUAAUUGAAACUACGGCUGGAUGUGUUUUUGGUCUUAAAUAGGCCUGGAUAUUGGUGUAUGUUUGUGUGAUGAGAAGAGAGGAACAAAUGUUGUCUGUCUGAGUCACUAAAAAAGCCUUGUCCAAUGGUGCACAUUUGUGAGCUGUGUUAAACUAAUCACAUUUAAAAUCAAAUGUAUCAGAAGUUUAACCUAAACUGUUAGUGACUAAAGCUGCUUCCUGCUUCCUUACUUUGUUUCUGAUGGAGGUGCUAGUGCGCAGUAUGGACCUCAGGCCCUUCAAGUGACUCUCACAGACUGAAGACGGCUGAAGAGUGGAGAAAAGUACAGGAGCUUGGUCAAACAUCAUUGUGCCCAUGCCCCCUCCCUCUGCUUCAGGCAGCCUCUCCUUGAUCUCCCUGAGAUCUGAUUUAUAAUAGUUUCAAACUUGUUUUGAAGUUUAUGGUUUACAGCGACUUACGACACAAAUUCCCUACUCUGUUGUAUUAAUUUAUAUAUUAUGUUUUUUGUAAGCUUUUGCCACUUGACCAUAUCCUUUCUAAAGCCACACAGUAUUAAAUCAUUUACAAACUCCACAAAUGCUCUCAUAUGAAAUAAUUUUAUACUGAUAUUCAUUUGGACAGCUGUGCAGCUGCUGUUGUUACCAUGUGGUGUUAACAACUGGCCUUUCCUCUCCUCAGACUGUUGCCAUGGUGAUAAUAAUUAGACCAGGUGUACAUGUCUAUCUGCAUAUUAUUGGCUGUAUAAAAAGUUUGUAUUUAUUGUGUACAAAUGUUAAUUAAAAAAUCUGAAAAAGC
Periophthalmus magnuspinnatus is the source of this 4573-nucleotide messenger RNA. Its product is annotated as F-BAR and double SH3 domains protein 2-like. The coding region runs from base 282 to 2582 and encodes 766 amino acids. Gene Ontology annotation, molecular function: protein binding. The record is from RefSeq and is a predicted model, not a curated record. Gene Ontology annotation, biological process: regulation of actin filament polymerization; neuromuscular synaptic transmission. The transcript has 21 exons. Gene Ontology annotation, cellular component: neuromuscular junction; recycling endosome. NCBI's taxonomy places the organism in Eukaryota, Metazoa, Chordata, Actinopteri, Gobiiformes, Gobiidae.